Molecule: messenger RNA, 417 nt
Organism: Haliotis rubra (blacklip abalone)
Lineage: Eukaryota; Metazoa; Mollusca; Gastropoda; Lepetellida; Haliotidae
Product: clumping factor A-like
Exons: 1
Coding region: 1-417 (138 amino acids)
Source: RefSeq, a predicted model, not a curated record
AUGGACAUAGACUCAACAACGGACAUAGACUCAACGACUGACAUAGACUCAACGAUGUACAUAGACUCAACGAUGGACAUAGACUCAACGAUGUACAUAGACUCAACAAUGGGUAUUGAGUCAACAAUAGACAUAGAAUUAACGAUAGACAUAGACUCAAGAAUGGGUAUUGAGUCAACAAUAGACAUAGAAUUAACGAUAGACAUAGACUCAACGAUGGACAUAGACUCAACAACGGACAUAGACUCAACGACUGACAUAGACUCAACGAUGUACAUAGACUCAACGAUGGACAUAGCAUCAACAAUAGACAUAGACCUAACGAUGGAUGUUGAGUCAAGAACAGACAUAGACUUAACAAUAUACACAGAAUCAGCAAUGGACUUUGAUUCAUCAACCUACAGUAGUUGGCCAUAA